This is a messenger RNA of Penicillium waksmanii, 2196 nucleotides long. RefSeq lists its product as uncharacterized. Gene Ontology annotation, molecular function: zinc ion binding; DNA binding; DNA-binding transcription factor activity, RNA polymerase II-specific. The transcript has 2 exons. NCBI's taxonomy places the organism in Eukaryota, Fungi, Ascomycota, Eurotiomycetes, Eurotiales, Aspergillaceae. The record is from RefSeq and is a predicted model, not a curated record. Gene Ontology annotation, biological process: regulation of DNA-templated transcription; DNA-templated transcription. The coding region runs from base 1 to 2196 and encodes 731 amino acids.
AUGAAGCGGAAACCUUCCCCCAGCCUGAGUGCAAUGCAUACAACCACCACCACCAGAAAGCAGCCCCGACAAGAUCCUGUCUCAUGUGAAUCAUGUCGCAAAAAGAAACUCAAAUGUGAUCGAAAUCAGCCAUGCAGUAGCUGCUCUGUUCGGAAACUCGUCUGUAGCUAUGGAAGCUAUGGCCAUGGAGCCCCGAGUCCCGGCGUGAAAUCGGACAGCCAGUCGGAGCAAAGGCCCACCGAUGCCAAUUCCGAUGACAGAUCUACUCGAAGGCUGCCUCUGCCAUCCUCCUCGCCCUUGCAGGCCCAGCCACAGUCAAGGAGUGACCGGAAUGACCCACUCGUUACGGCCGACUGGCUGGAGACCAUUGUCAUGGCCCAUCGAGUGCCCUCCGCCGCCCCAAUUCCCCUACGUGAUGGGUUGACCCAUCAUCAACGUCUUGAAUUUCCCCAGCCAUGUCUGGGUACAAUCCCCGGCAAUCUCCUCACCCUCGUCCGCGGUGGCCGCAUUGUGUCAAAUGAAAAUCCCGCCAACAUUCAUCUUCCCGCCCUGUUACCAUCCGAACCUGAAGCCCUGGAUCUGUUGGCGUACUAUUUCAACCACCUGGACUACCAAUAUCAUCUGGUCGUCGCUAGCCGCACUGAACGAGACAUCCACGCCAUCUAUGAAAGCGCGGCGCGCAAUGAGCCGGUCAAUUUGCAUCAUCUUGCUUUGUUGUUUAGUAUCAUCGCCUCCGCCCUCUUCUACCAACUUCUCCCCACCGAAUCUGCAGACUUCGCGGAUAUAUGCAGCUCAGAAGCCGCAUUUCUCGCCGGGGCCGCUUUAAUUCAAGCUAAUUACAUCGCUUAUCCCUCCAUCGAAGGCCUCCAGGCGACCAUGAUCAUUGGUCAUCAUCUCUCCAGUAAUACCCUCAGCCCAUUGGUAAGCUCCUUCUUCGUCCAUGGCUCCCUGGUCAGUCAGGCCAAAGCCCUGAGACUUCAUGCGAUGGACAACGAAUCGCAUUCAGAGGAACGAAAGCGAACGGGGUACGAUAAAACGGAGGUCGAGCUGAAGCGAAGGUUAUGGUGGGAUCUGGCCUCGUAUGACUGGUUGAUAGGCUUCCUCAGCGGCCCACAACAGUGGACAUACACAAUCCACCCCAACAACAUGAACGUGCGCAGACCACUAAACAUCAAAGACGAAGAUCUUGACUCCAUCGAAACCGGCCAGCCUCUCUCAACACCAACAUGCAUGUCAUACACCCAUGCCCGCCUGCGACUGGCGGAAGUUUGCCGAGAGAUCGUCGAUAAAGUCGGACCAGAACAUCUCCAUGGCCAAGAUGUCCCAUAUGAAAAGAUUCUCGAGCUAGACCGAAAACUACACGACGCCCACGCAGAACUUCCCAUCUUCUUCCGCUACGACAAAAUUGCGCGCCGAGAUUACAGCGACCUCUACCGCGAGCGACCAGCGAUUGCCUGGCAGCGCGCUUUCAUUCAGCAAGGAUUCCAUUCACGCCUUUGUCGCCUGCAUCGCCAAUACUUUGUCCGCGGCGCAAGAGACCCCCGAUACUCCUACUCGCAUGUCGUUUCUUUACAAUCUGCUCGGAAGGUAUUAGAGGUGAAGCGCAUCAUGGAUGAAGAAGAGCCAUUCUUCACGCCGAACAGCUCGUUCUUCUGGGCUGUCAUGCAUCAUGUUUUCAUGGCCGCGGUGAUCCUUCUCAUCGACGUCUGUUUCAACUGGGAUGAUAUUCUCGCCGAGAAGCGUAAGGAGGAGGUAAUAGCUGCUUGUCGAAUGCUCAGUCGCGCACAGCAGUCGUCUUCCGUUGCUCGGGAAGGCAUCAAUGCCAUGAUGGGGAUUCUGCAAAAGCACUGGAAACAAGAAAAGCGACUCGCUGCUCAGACUGAGCCGUCGGCAAGAGGUCCCGAUGUACCAUCUUCCUCCAACGCCCAGCCCCAGCCCCAGUCCCAAGCCCAGCCUCAGCCAAUGAUGUCGGCGUCUACCAUGCAUGGAGUCGGAGUUAAGAACAGCUACUUCUCCCCGUCCCAACCCUUCCCUAUUCCUUCUCAGAACUACGAAGCUGUGAACCCGGCUGCGUUUAUUCCACUGGAAGACAUUUGGACGGAGAUGUUGGAUGGAAGUGCCCACGCUGGACUUGAUACACCGGGUUGGAUUGACAUGUUAACGGAACUGAAUAAUACAACGGCGCCUUGCGAGUGA